This is a messenger RNA of Maylandia zebra (zebra mbuna), 3803 nucleotides long. NCBI's taxonomy places the organism in Eukaryota, Metazoa, Chordata, Actinopteri, Cichliformes, Cichlidae. The record is from RefSeq and is a predicted model, not a curated record.
GCCAUCCAAUGUGUCGCUUUCUGAAUUAUAGGCCGCUCAGCUCUCCAACCUUCCCUUUUAACGUGGUUGAACACCUUUACUAUUUUCCCAUGCUCAGUGUGACUUAGUCCAAUGACACACUGAGGGGCUCAGGGCUGCUAGCUGUCGGAGAACAACGGUACACCUGGAUAAAUGCACAUCCCGGACAGAAACAGAAACAGAAACACAGACAGCAUGCCGACAGAGCCAAGCCUGCCUGGUCCAGAUGGGAUCAUUAGUAACUGUGCAAUCUGUGGAGAUAAAGCCACAGGGAAACACUAUGGAGCCUCCAGCUGUGAUGGCUGCAAAGGCUUCUUCAGACGCUCGAUACGCAAGAGCCACGUCUAUACCUGCAGGUUCAGCAGACAGUGCGUCGUGGAUAAAGAUAAGAGGAACCAGUGUCGUUUCUGCAGACUCAACAAAUGCUUCAGAGCUGGCAUGAAAAAAGAAGCUGUGCAGAAUGAGAGGGAUCGGAUCAGUUCCCGAAGAAGUAUCUCCGACUCCCAAGACCUUCCAACUAUUACUAUUUUGGCCCAAGCAGAAUCAUUGUCCCACCAGAGCACUACUCCGGUUGGAAUAGCAGACUUGUCAGAGCAGAAGUCAGCCACUGUAGGGGACAUAUGUGAUUCUAUGAGACAGCAGUUAUUGGUGUUGGUGGAAUGGGCCAAAUAUAUUCCUACUUUUGGAGAACUUCCACUGGAUGACCAGGUGAGCUUGCUUCGGGCUCAUGCUGGUGAACACCUCUUGCUUGGGGUUGCCAAAAGGUCAAUGCCAUUCAAGGACUUCCUGCUUUUAGGUAAUGGCUGUGUGAUCCACAGAGACAGUCCUGAACCAGAGAUCUGUAGGGUAGCCAACAGAGUCCUGGAUGAGCUGGUGCGGCCCUUCCAGGAAAUACAAAUAGAUGACAACGAGUUUGCAGCACUCAAGGCUAUUGUCUUUUUUGACCCAGAUGCAAAGUCUUUGCGGGAUCCUUCGAAGAUUAAGACCAUGCGACUGCAGGUUCAGAUGAGUCUGGAAGACUACAUUAAUGAUCGUCAGUAUGACUCCAGAGGUCGUUUUGGAGAGCUGUUACUCCUGCUGCCCACCCUGCAGAGCAUCACCUGGCAGAUGAUCGAACAGCUCCAGUUCAUUAAGUUUUGCGGCCUAGCCAAGAUAGACAACCUGUUGCAUGAAAUGCUUCUAGGAGGGCUUGCAACAGAACCCACACACCUGCACCAUUCAGCACACACCCAGCUGGCCCAGGACCCUGUGACUGGACACACAUUGGUCAUCAGUACCAUGCCUGUCAAUCACACUCCACAAAUAGCCUCUCCAGACACUCCCAUCCCAUCGCCCCCGCAGGGUCCUGCACCGGAAAUGUACAAACAUUUUCCCCAGCCUGUUUGUCCUCCAGCGAGCCCUUCACCUUCUGCACAGACAGACCCCUGACUCUUUCCUGCAUUAUGUCAACGAAUCUGACAGCAGAUCAGUUUCCUUGCCCCCUGUUCAUUAUCCAGGCAUGGUAUGAAAAUUAUGACAGAAAUCUCUGUUCAGUGUCAACAGUUAGACUUUCCUACCCCAUGACUCCUGGAGCUCCUGAUACAAUAUCCUAACUGGUUAUGUGCACCACAUUUCAAGGUUUUAUUUUCUUACAGUGGCAAAACUCACAAAAGAAAAGCACAAUGUUUAUGCAGUCUUUUUCAGGUACAACCCUGUCUGUGUGUGUCUGCGUGUGUGUCUAUGCUUAUUUGCUUAUUUCCUGGCACCAGAGUGUUUGGCAGCGCAGACUCUGGGUAUCCUGAUCAGGCGGCGCAGUCAAACAUUGGUGCUCAUUUUAGCACAAAAUUGUAUUUGCCUUAAAACACGCUCAGACCAUGUCUUACCCAUAGUCAUCACACCGCAGCAAGAAUGAUACGUGUGCUUCCACUGUAGUCACUGAUAUGAAAGAGGGAUUGUAUUUAAGUUGCAAUGAUGGCACAGCAGCAACUUUAUUAUUCAUUUAAAUCUCCAGACUUGGCAGCAGGAUCCGUCAACUAAAGGCAUGUUCUCUGUUUUUCUGAGCAUCACACUAGAAAGCUAUUUCUCAGAGAUUUAACAGUGAAAUCAUCUGGAGUAAUGCAGCUGUCCCCAGGAUGAGUUCCGAGCUCCAUCAAAAUACGUUCGCACACACACACACACACACACACACACACACACACACACACACACACACACACACACACACAUAUUAUGUGUAAUACAAAGUCCAGACUCUAUCUAAACUUAUAUAUAUUCACAUUACAUUCGUAUAAUAUUUCAUUUUGACCACUGGAAUCAUAUUCAUAAAUAUUUGCUCACAUGACUUUCAUCCAACCUGAAUGUUAAACAAGUAAACAUGUUGGUGAAAACAUUUUAAAACAAGCUCAAAUGCAUGCCUUCCAAAUUUAUUUUUAAAUAUCAGGGAUAGACUCCCGCAGGGGUCCAGUAGCCUUUAAUUUCGCUGUGCUGAGUAAGGAAGAUAAAAGCUUGCAGCACACCGGAAGAAAAAAAAAAGUCCAGAUGGUGGCGGCAGGAGCUCUCUUCAUGGUUUCGCUGAAUUUCAGUCUGACCGUUUGUUUAACAAAAUUAUCUCUAAGUGACCUGAAGACUGUUUAUUUUGUUUGAUGAGUAUUUUAAACUGGUAUUUUGCAGAGACACUCUUUUAUAUUUAGAAUGCUGACUUUACUUUUAAGACAUAAAUGGGUCUGUUUAAAUAGGCACUGCUGACAGCCUAUUUAAGGUGAUGUAGCUUGAUUUUUAUUUUGAAAUUCGUGUGCUUUCUGUUUCACCUGUUGCUGCUUUUGUGUCUGAGCCUCCAUCAGAGUUUAAUAUUCUGCUGCAAAACUGGGAUUAAUGAAGGAAGUUGUGCAUCUAUGUGGUCACUUAAAACCAUUAACUGACUGAUGGUAUUCAAGUCAGUAAGGCACCCUUCUUGCUUAGUGAAAUGAAAAUGUUUUUUUUUAACUUUCUUUCUUGUCUUAAAUUUCUUACUUGAUUGGUUAUACAUAUAUAUAAAACAUAUAUCUACUGUAGAUCAAUCCUAAUGUACUAAACAGUACAGUUUAUAACUUAUCUGAAAAUAUGUGAAUGUACAAAAAUUGCUUUUAUUCAUUAUAGGAAAAAAAAGCUAUUGCAAAAAAAUAAAUAUAAAAAAAAUUAAAGAUACUCAGGAAAAAAAGCUGGCUAUCACAAAAAUAAUACUGUUCUUUUGGGCCUAAUACAUCUAAAACUGUGCUCACCUCUAAACUAAAGUAUGUACACAGGAAGUAAAUGACAGUUAUGCAACAAAAUUAUAUAUAUAUUUAAAUUUGUAGUUAAUAUUUGAUACUGAGUUAUAAUACACAUAGCUUACACAAUGAGACUUGCCUGAUAUACAUACAUAUAUUAAUAUAAUAAAGAUCAGCAUUGCAGUAAUGAAAUUCAUGAUAAAUGCAGAAAGGAAUGUGGAUAAUAUUUAACUUGCUGUAUAUAUUCAAAAUUACAGAAAAUAUAAAUCCAUUCAGUUUCUUGAAUCAGCUGUAUAUUUUGGUUGGUUUGUACUGAUGAUGUGUACAUUUCUGAAUUUAUAUGUUGAUUAAAAGACAAUCUUUAAGAAGUGCUUGUGAAUGAAUUUGUCAAUUUGGAUUAACUGUAAUGACCUUGCCAUUCAGUACAUUAUGCUGUAGCACAGUACUACCCUCUAGCUGUGAAGAGGUGAAAUACAACAGCGUGCCAGGUGUACUACUUGUUGUAUAUGUAAUAUAUGAAAUAUUAUAUGUCUAUGCAUUCAUUCAUUUUUGUGUUUUAUA